GUGCUGUCGACGUCUCCUACCAAAGGGCCAACUCCCGCAGACUCACCCAGCCGCUGCAUCACGACCUCUCGUUAGCAGUCACUCCUUGCCGAGCAGCCCUCGGUGAUCAUGAACAGCCUGGUAGCCACACCGCCUGUUCCUCCUCACUUUUACGAGACUACUUGUCGCUCUGCAUCAUAUUCCAUGUCAUCGACCAACGCCUCAGUGAACCGGAAGAGAAAGGCUGAAGAUGACAGCCCCCCGAGCGACGAUACUCGCAUGUCUGCCUCGCCCUCAGGGUCUCCUGCCCUCCAUCCACGGCCGUUAGCUCCCCGUCACCUCAAACGACCACGGCCGAACGUUUCAGGCCGGCCGCUGUCUCUCCCUCGGUUAAUGGAGACGCUCGACACAGAUGCUCUGCGGUCGGUGUUGAGGUCGCUCUGUGAUCGUCAUCCAGAGAUUGCCUCUGAGGUCAUGCACACUGCCCCUCGGCCCAGCGUCAGCGCCGCCCUCGAAGUCCUUAACAACUACCAGUCCACGCUGCAGUCCUCUUUCCCGCUGGGCGGGAACCCUUCCUCCGACUACGCAUACAAUCGAGUCCGCCAGCAUCUUACCAACCUCCUUGAAGCCCUGAACGACUUUACACCCCAUUUUCUCCCGCCAAAUGAAUCGCAACCGUCAACAUCACUAAGUUACCUGGACGGUGCUACAGAUAUCAUACAUCAACUUCCGCGGUGGACGACGCCACAACACAAUCUUGAGAAGUAUGCAGCGUAUGAAGAGAUGAGCAAAGCAUGGUGUCUAGUAAUCAGGGAGGCAGCAAAGCGUGGAGGCGGUAUCCAACUGCAGUACGGAGGCUGGGAUCAAAAGCUUGCAAAGCACAACGAGACCGCCGGAGGAAAACUCCAGGACGCCGUGAAUGAAUUGAACCAGAGCCUUGGCUGGAUCGGUGGCAACGUGGGCAACCCGUGCAAUUCCAACGCCGGCAGCUCUCAAGGCGACAUGUCGUCAAUACGUCAACAGCUCAUGUCAGGCACUUACGGAGCUGGCCUGCCGUUGAAGGUCGGGCCAUGGUAAUCCUACUCAAUUCAUCUCACCCUCCUUUUACGGACUGAGGCCCUUCCAUUCCUCCCAAUGGCGUUGCUUUCCACCAUUUGCCUCCCCCCUUGCGUCGUGAAAGCAGACAACGUUUUGAGCAACCUUUUAAUGAAACGAUUACGAUACCCAUCUGUUAAAUACUAGAUCGAGUUUUUUCAUCUGCUCUGUGGAUACAUACAUCUUUUUUCCGCGUCCCACCCAGCCUUCAUACAUGUGGCAAUGGCUUGCUAUAACUUUAUUUUCCGGAUAACUAUAACUGAUGGCCCCUUUUUCUUCCUUUUCCUUUUUACCGCAUCUUCCAAAUACACUCUAGUUACCCGUUUCCACCAUCCUACAUUUCCUUUGCCUUCUAACGGUCUCACGAUACUCAUUCAUACUAUCUGUUUUCUUAUCACAUUUUCUUGGGUGCUUAUCUCUGGGGAGGCUUUCUCAUUUUUCUCAUAAUUUUCCUU
Trichophyton rubrum CBS 118892 is the source of this 1529-nucleotide messenger RNA. RefSeq lists its product as uncharacterized. Gene Ontology annotation, biological process: proteasome localization; nuclear protein quality control by the ubiquitin-proteasome system. Bases 109 to 1056 code for a protein of 315 amino acids. Gene Ontology annotation, cellular component: nucleus. The transcript is spliced from 2 exons. Lineage: Eukaryota; Fungi; Ascomycota; Eurotiomycetes; Onygenales; Arthrodermataceae. The record is from RefSeq and is a predicted model, not a curated record.